ACUUGAAUACAAAAUCAUCUUGGGGAAAUCAUAACCGCGAGUUUUUUUCUUUAUUCGAAGCUCGGUAAUUUCCCCUCUUGCAAAAAAAAAAGUAACUACUAAAUCGCCUUACGUAGUCUGACAAAUGUCCGCCGAGUCUCCGCAUAUUCCAACGAUUACGUGUAAAUACACAUACAUAUACGCGAUACGUGGCAUACAGGUGAUUAAUUCCCGCCUGUCAUAAUGCAGGCUUCUCCAUAAAUAAUAUUACCGCCAUUUAUUACGCGCCUUUACGUACACCUUUACUGAAGAGAACUGAUUUUCUUGUGGUAAUAUCGCGACGCGCCGCCGCGUCCCGCGUGGCGAUCCGUAAUCCAUAGAAGAGUCUCGACGUCGCAGACGCGUCGGUGUGAGAACUCGAGUAAUUAGGAAGAAGUUGAGAUAAGGAUUUUUAUGUAGUCGCAUUUUUCUUCUUUCCGCCACGUGAACAAUCGUCCGAGCCACCGCGGAGCGAGUUUCGCACUCGGCAACAUGUUUUGUUCGAUGCGGACUUCUUUCGCCUCGCUCGUUCGCCUUAUCGUCGUUCCCGCCGGAGGCAGGAAAAACAAACGUCAUUGGCCGCAACACAUUGUAUCUUUCUUGACGAGCACGUGAAGAUGAGCGGUGAAUCGUGCACCGCUACACAAUCGCACAUGGACACGCGCCGGGAGGUCACACGGCCGGUUAUUAUGUUGCAGAUAUGGCUCGAAGGUGACACGUGCCGAAUGAUGCGUCAAAAUAAACGUUCGAGGAGAUAGAGCGGAUAGAUUUUCCGUUGUGCAACUCUAUCAUCGUGCGGAGGGAGCGGGGGGGGGGGAGGGGAGAUCUCUCUCCAAGAGAUGAGCGCUCUCAUUGACUGCAUCCAGGAGCAGGAGAAAACGGAUCAUGCGAGAUUAAAUGCGAAUAUCACGCUCAGCGACAUGGGGGAGGAUCCGAGAGGUGGUAGAUUCAACAAGUCUACGCAGAGCGAUAUCUCGCAGUCGACCUGGAGACUUCCCUGCGGUGGACAGAGGCCCAGGCCGAUGUCCUUGUAUUUGCCGACGAAGCAAAUUCCGAAGCCGAUGAGCGAGUCGAGCUUCUCCACGCACAGCUCCAGAAGCACAUUGUACCCGGUGCAAAGCGAGUUGGUCUUAUCGUCUAGAAACAGGCACAAUAACAAUAGAUACGUGUCUUUAGACAUGAGACCGAUUAACGGUCUUCCGUAUCCUAGUCUUCCGUAUCCACAUUCCAAUAAUGUCUUAGGCAACAAUAUGCCAUACACCUGUUGCUGUACAUGUCCAGGCUCGCAGAUUCCACCGCCACCGGCAUCAUUCUCGCAGAGUGAAACUGAUGACCACGAUGGACCUGAGGGUCUGUCGUGGAGGAGGCUCCACAUGAGCAGAGCGAAACUAAAAGCGACUGCAACCACAUCUGAGCUUCUCAGUGGAUUCGCAAUGGUGGCGAUGGUGGAACUGCAGAUAAAUGAACCAACGGCGGUACCGGAAUGGCUGUUCGUAAUGUUCGCCGUCUGCACUACUUUCUUGGUAUCGGUGCACAUCUUUGCAUUGAUGAUCAGCACGUAUCUUUUACCCAAUAUCGAAGCCAUAAGUAAACUUCAAGUCUCGCGUCUCAUAACGGAAUCACCACAUGAGAGAAUGCGCGGUUUCAUCGAAUUGGCCUGGGCAUUUUCCACGAUACUCGGACUGUUCCUGUUUCUAGUAGAGGUGGCUAUUCUUUGCUGGGUAAAGUUCUGGGAUUACUCCUUUACUGCCGCUACUGCCAGCACCGUGAUAGUCAUUCCCGUGCUUAUAGUAUUCGUCGCCUUCGCCGUUCACUUUUAUCACUCUUUGGUAGUCUACAAGUGUGAAAGUGCGGUGUCGGAUAUGAAGGAUCUGGAGAGUAUAAAGAGGAAUCUGGACAAUGUGACGAUAGGACAAACUAACGUAUGAAUUCAAGACAAUAAUACAACCUGUAAUAUAUAAAUAUACAUAAUCGAUUAUUUUAAAUGGAAGGAAAUGUGUUAAAGCUAGAUUAACGAAUAAAAAUAAUUUUCUGUCGGAAUGUAAAGCAAUUUGUGGCAGAAAUACUCAGGUUUAAAAUAGGUGCUACUUUUCCGUUUAAAACGCGAUAGCCUUAAUGAGAGUGACUAAUAAGAAAAGAACACUGUUGUGUGGAUUUGUUAUCAAUAACUUUACUUUUCAAACGUGACCAUAUGAAAACGGUCAGGUUUUAUUAUAUAUAAAAAUGUACAUAGCUGUACACAUGCAAAUCGAGAAUUGCAACAGUACAAGCGAGUGCUCUUUAGUAUAUUUUACCUAUAUAAUAUCCAGCAUUUAAUAAUAUCUGUGUGUAUACGGUUUAA
Pogonomyrmex barbatus (red harvester ant) is the source of this 2359-nucleotide messenger RNA. Its product is annotated as calcium release-activated calcium channel protein 1. NCBI's taxonomy places the organism in Eukaryota, Metazoa, Arthropoda, Insecta, Hymenoptera, Formicidae. Gene Ontology annotation, biological process: store-operated calcium entry. Gene Ontology annotation, molecular function: store-operated calcium channel activity. Gene Ontology annotation, cellular component: membrane. The record is from RefSeq and is a predicted model, not a curated record.